This is a messenger RNA of Eruca vesicaria subsp. sativa (arugula), 856 nucleotides long. The record is from the annotation of a GenBank genome assembly. Lineage: Eukaryota; Viridiplantae; Streptophyta; Magnoliopsida; Brassicales; Brassicaceae.
AGUUGAUUUGAUUUCGUUAGCGACGCUGUUGCUGAUCAGCGAUUUGAUUUACUCCUCCGAUGGAUUCAGCUGGAGAGGUCGUCAACGAUGGCAAAAUCACUCUCGAGGGUUUCUCCGUAGCUGCUCGAUCUUUCGCCGAGAAAUGGAAAAGACUUAACCUUUCGUUCCCUCCCUGGUCAUGGGUUCCUCUGAACAACCGAACUCUGCUUAAGAAGGAGGAAGGUUACUUAUCGCUAGAGAAGAUCAUCAUUCUUAGCUCACUUGAUGAAAGUGUUGAGGAGGAGUCUUUAGAUGUAAGAGCUGAUUGGUCGGAGAAGGAAGAAGCAGUUGAUCACACGGUCUUGGUACAAGACGUUGAAGAUGAAGCGCAUUACUAUGAUUACCAUAUCGUUUACAGUGCAUCAUACAUGGUUCCUAUGCUCUAUUUUCGUGGAUACUCUAGUGAUGGAAAGCCUCUUUCUUUGGAAGUGAUCAAAAGAGAUUUGCCGUCAAGCUCUGUUAGUCUUUUGUUGGAAUCUAAGUGGACCUUUAUAACACAGGAGGAUCAUCCGUAUUUGAACAGGCCGUGGUUCAAGCUACAUCCCUGUGGGACUGAGGAAUGGAUCAAACUGCUUUCCGAAAGCAGCAGCUUUACUGGCUGUCAGAUGCCAGUUGAGUUGUAUUUGAUAUCAUGGUUCUCUGUUGUCGGGCAAGUGGUUGGUCUUAAAAUCCCUCAUGAGAUGCUGAUUUAGAUAUGGUCUGUAAUUCAACUAUAAGAUGAGUCAAUUGGCUCUAAACCCUCAAGAACUUUGAGGUUAUUAUGGUAUACAUUUGUGAAUGAUCUUUUCACAUAUGCUUGAAUGAAUACUCACUCAAA